Molecule: messenger RNA, 759 nt
Organism: Fonticula alba
Lineage: Eukaryota; Rotosphaerida; Fonticulaceae
Exons: 2
Coding region: 44-685 (213 amino acids)
Source: RefSeq, a predicted model, not a curated record
CACACACACACACACACGCACACCACAUGCCCCGCCUCCCACCAUGUCCUUGCCGACCCACCCCAGCCAACCCGGGCCCUUCCUUGUGGCUAGGUCCCCCCCCGGAGGGUCACCUGUCACCAUGUGUGGCGAGGUGGGACCCUCCCUCUUGGCCAACAGCUUAUCCUCAUUUACUCUGAGCGAAGCCUCCGCAUCCGGCGCACCUGCCGCAUCGGGCGGGGCACCGCGUCCGGGCGUGGCACCCCUUCAGUCGCCCUUUCUCCCAAACUCCUUUGCCUCUGACGCGGGUGACGUUUCGCCAACCGGUGGUCCUUCCUUCCCUGCGACGAUCUCCGCCGGGGCAAACGGCCAUGGACACCACGCGCCACGUCUCCUCCCACCGAUGAUCUCCUCCCAGUGUGUGUGCUACAUCCAACCGGCCGGCCCAUCGACCCUGGCCUCGCCCACCAUCGCCGCGACUCCGGCUCCCGGGCAUUUGUGCGGGUGCCGGAGGCGAUGUGCCGACAGCGGGGGGCGUGUGUUUACCCGGUCAGCCCCCGGGAAUAUGGCGUCCACGGUGUCCCGUCCCGAUGACCCGGUCGACCAAGACCUAGCCUUCCUGCUUGGCCGCCUGGACCCCAGCUUGUCAUCUGGCAUCGCGGCCACCGGCGAGUCAGUCGAUGGCCGCAUGCCCUAUAUCAUGUAAAUAUCCCACUUCCCCCACUUGCUAGAUCGCCAGCACAUUGGCAAAGAUGUGUGUAUGUACUUCUUCUUCCCCUC